Molecule: messenger RNA, 2991 nt
Organism: Parathielavia appendiculata
Lineage: Eukaryota; Fungi; Ascomycota; Sordariomycetes; Sordariales; Chaetomiaceae
Product: DEAD-domain-containing protein
Exons: 2
Coding region: 135-2870 (911 amino acids)
Cellular component (GO): nucleus
Molecular function (GO): ATP binding; RNA helicase activity; RNA binding
Source: RefSeq, a predicted model, not a curated record
CAUCGCAGCCUUUCAUAGCAUGCCAGGAUACAGGUCCCUUGCGCUAGAGGUGCCCUCUGUGUCCGCCCAUUGACGAUUUUCCGGAGUCUCUCUGGCGACUUCAGGCUGCUCCGGUGCAGCGCAAACGAAUCAGCAUGCCGGGACGACGCGCAGCAUCCCGGGCUUUUUCAGAGAACGAGGUCGAUAUUGCCGGGUCCUUGUUUGCCAACGAAACCGGCAGCGAGAGCGAUGGCGAGGCCAACAAGAAGCCCGCGGACCUUGAUUUUGGCGAUCUUCUGAACGCCGGCGGUGAUGGUGAUUCCGACGACGCCGAUGGCGACGAGGCUUUCAUUGCCAUGCAGCAGCGGAGGUCGAACCGGAAAACCUCCAACCUGCACGGCAAAUCGGUCAAAAAGGGCGGCGGCUUCCAAGCCAUGGGUUUAAAUUCAAACCUCCUAAGAGCCAUCACUCGGAAGGGCUUCUCUGUCCCCACGCCCAUCCAGCGCAAGGCAAUUCCCCUGAUUCUCGAGAAACGCGAUGUCGUGGGCAUGGCCCGCACAGGUUCCGGCAAGACGGCCGCUUUCGUCAUCCCCAUGAUCGAGCGCUUGAAAGCACACAGCGCACGGGUUGGGGCUAGGGCUCUUAUCCUGUCACCCUCGCGCGAGUUGGCCCUGCAGACAUUGAAGGUUGUGAAGGAGCUCGGCAAAGGGACAGAUCUCAGGACGGUCCUGCUAGUCGGUGGCGACAGCCUGGAAGAACAGUUCGGAUUGAUGGCCGCCAACCCUGAUAUCGUUAUCGCUACUCCCGGUCGGUUCCUACAUCUGAAGGUAGAGAUGUCCCUGGACCUCUCGUCGGUCCGAUAUGUCGUCUUUGACGAGGCAGAUCGCCUGUUCGAAAUGGGCUUCGCUGCCCAGCUUACCGAGAUUCUGCAUGCGCUGCCGCCAUCGAGGCAGACCCUCCUCUUCUCGGCGACCCUGCCCUCCUCUUUGGUCGAGUUUGCCAGAGCUGGUCUGCAAGAGCCUAGUCUUGUGAGGUUGGAUGCUGAGACCAAGGUGUCUCCUGACCUUGAGAGCGCUUUCUUCUCAGUCAAGGGCGCCGAGAAGGAGGGCGCCCUCCUCCACAUCCUUCAUGACAUCAUUAAGAUGCCCUUGGGACCGCCAGCAGGCGUCGAGCAGGACGAUGAACAGCAGUCAAGGAAGCGAAAGCGCGGGUCUGACAAACCAAAUCGGAAAGAGAAGCCAACAGAACAUUCGACUAUCAUCUUCACCGCCACCAAGCAUCACGUCGAGUACAUCGCAAAAUUGCUGCGCCAUGCCGGCUUCUCCGUGUCGUAUGUCUACGGCUCACUCGACCAGACAGCCCGGAAAAUUCAGGUCGACAAUUUCCGAAGGGGCAGGUCCAAUAUCCUGGUCGUCACGGAUGUUGCUGCUCGCGGUAUCGAUAUCCCGGUUCUCGCCAACGUCAUCAACUAUGACUUUCCCUCUCAGCCCAAGAUCUUCGUUCACCGCGUUGGCCGAACCGCGCGUGCUGGCCAGCGCGGUUGGGCAUAUGCUCUCGUCAAAGAAUCAGACCUCCCCUAUCUCCUAGAUCUCCACCUCUUCUUGGGCAGGAGGCUAGUCCUUGGUCAGGAGGUAACUGAACCAUCCUUUGCCAGAGAUGUGGUGGUCGGGUCCUUGAUGAGAGCGGAGCUCGAGAACAACACGGAGUGGGUCAACAAGGUGCUCAGUGAGAACAGCGAUAUCAGUGCCCUCAAGGGAGUCACCAUCAAGGCCGAAAAGCUGUACAUGAAGACCAGAAAUUCGGCAUCCAGCCAGAGCGCCAAGCGUGCCCGCGAAGUAAUCGCAUCCAAAGGCUGGACCCAGCUGCAUGCUCUGUUCGGGGAAUCUGCUGCAGACGCCGCAGAAGCUCGGGAUAGCCUGCUCUCCAAGAUUAGUGGUUUCAAGCCUCAAGAAACCGUUUUCGAGAUUGGGCCCCAGGGCAAAUCUUCAAAGAACAAGGCUGCCGAGGUGAUGCGCAACUUCAGGGCAAAGGUUGGCCCCCGGAGAAACGCGAAGAAAGAGGAGGAUACCGAGAUGGCGGAUGCUGAUGCCGACUCGCCUACCCAAGAAGACGGAGGAGGCAGCUUUAAGAAGUUUGGAGAAGAACAAGCUGGUGAACAAGGAGAGGGCGCAUGGGAGGACGAGGAGUCGGACUCGGAACUGGAGGUCACGAUAUCAAACAGCAGCAAGUCCAAGAAGGGCCAGACCUCUUUCGAAGAUCCUGAAAUAUUUAUGUCCUACACUCCCCGCACAACCAGCGUAGCCGAGGAACGCGCAUACGGCAUCCAUUCGGGCGGCACCUCGCACUUUGUUGAAGCAGCUCGUGAUGCCGCCAUGGACCUGAAUAACGACGAGGGAGCCAAAGCCUUUGGUCUGCCGACUCGCUCCAAGAUGCGCUGGGACAAGCGCCACAGUAAGUACGUCUCGCGCGCCAACGAUGACGAUGGCUCGCGCGGCGCCAAAAUGAUUCGCGGCGAAAGCGGCGUCAAGAUCGCCGCGUCGUUCCAGAGCGGCCGCUUCGACAAGUGGCGCCGCGCGAACCGGCUCGGCCGGCUGCCCGGGGUGGGCGAGGCCGAAAAGUCCAAUCUUGUGCGCAACUUCAGCGCGCCGGGAGGCGUGCGGUACAAGCACAAGCUGGAAAAGGCGCCCAAGGACGCCGACAAGUUCCGCGACGACUAUCACGAGCGCAAGAAGCGCGUGGCCGAGGCCAAGGAGAAACGCGUUGGCAGGUACAAGGACGGCGAGGGCAGUCGGAGGGAGCUCAAGAGCGCCACAGACAUCCGCAAGGCGCGGCAGCUCAAGGAGAGAAAAAAGGAGAAGAAUGCGAGGCCGAGCAAGAAGGCGAAGAGGUAAAUCGCAGAGGGGUGAAUGUGCCAACAGCAGAGGGCGUACCUGUUCCAGUUUACAUAACUCUAUGCGUAGUAUCGGAAUAUUGCUUCACUCCUGCUGUUGUAACUGAAAUCUUCCUUCAAGG